AUUGAUAUCACAGUCUAUUAUUUGUCAUGUACUCAUAUACCUUUACAAUUCGAUUUUGAUUUAGCAUUUUUAUUUUUAAAUAAUUAAUUUAAUUAUAUAAAAUUAUAAAUGAAACCGAUGGAAAUUGUUAUUUUAAAAAAUAGAAAUAUAAUGACGAUACCUGAAUCUCUUAUUCAAGAGAUAGGUUGUUUUGUUAGAUAUUUAUACUUGGACAAUAACAUGAUACGAACAUUACCCGAUGAAUUAUUUACUGGUUGUACAAAUCUUAUGUGGUUAGAUUUAAGAUGUAAUAGAAUACGUCGAUUACCAGACGGUGUGCAGGGUCAUCAAAAUUUACAGGUAUUGCUUCUGGGCAAAAAUGAUUUAAAGCGAUUGCCUUUAACGCUGGGAUCACUACCAAAACUUCGAGAAUUACAUGUUGCUGGAAAUCCACUUGAUUGUCUUACUAGAGAUAUGGUGAAAAAAGGUUCUAAAUAUUUAAUACGUUUUUUACAAGAAAAAUGGAAAAAUGAUCAAAAUAUUACAGAAACGAUUCAACAAAAUAAUGAUGAAACAAACUUAAGAAAAAUAAUAGAUGACAAGAUACAAAAACAAAACAAAAACAAUAAAAAAAUUAUGAAUACGUCAAAAACGAAGUUGAUGGAAAGAUAUAGUUGGCCAAUGAUAUUUCUUACUAAUUGGAGUAGUGACCGUUUAGUUACCGAUCGAGAUAUUAGAAUGAAAGAAUUAGAAAGACUUUAUUUAGAAAAACAAAAAAUAAUAUUAGAAAAACAAGAACGAAUUUUACAAUCCUACAAAGAUGAAGAAACGCUGAAAAUAUGGAGAGAAAAAGCAAAGCAAUUGCAGUAUUUUGAAAAUUUGCCAAAAUUAAAAAAUUAUCGAGGACUUGAAGUACCAUUUGGAGUAAAUAAAGAAUAUUCUAAAAUGAUAUCUAGACAAGCGUACAAAAAAGAAUGUGUGGAAAAUAUUAAGAGUAAAAAUGCUGUUAAACCUGCAAUAAUUAAACCGUUUGACUUUGACUUGGAAAUGUCAGAUAUUUACAAAAUGCUUCUAAGUUUAACACCAAACGAUGAAGAAAAUACAAACAGUGAUAAAAACAAUAAUUCUAAAAUAUCAAAUAUUGAUUGGGAAAUUCAAAAGUUACACGAUAUUCAAAAAAGAAUUGCUCAUUUGAAAACUCGUAUAAUUUAAUCAGUUGAAGAUAAGAAUGACAACAACUUCAAUACCUUUUAAAACAAAAUAAAUUUUCAUUUGUAUUAAUUUUGCUAUUCAUAUAACUUGAAAUGAUUAUAAAUACAAAUAGAUAAUAAUAA
Molecule: messenger RNA, 1313 nt
Organism: Aphis gossypii (cotton aphid)
Lineage: Eukaryota; Metazoa; Arthropoda; Insecta; Hemiptera; Aphididae
Product: leucine-rich repeat-containing protein 27-like
Exons: 10
Coding region: 109-1191 (360 amino acids)
Molecular function (GO): protein binding
Source: RefSeq, a predicted model, not a curated record